UUCAGAAGCACCUGUUCCUGAAGAUUCUGAAUCCGACCAUCCAGAUUUCCGCAGCCAAACUCCCGAGGUGGAGGAAUCUACAUUCAAUCGACGCGGACCUUUGACCAUACCGGAAGUGCCUGAGAAGUCUCCUACUUCUUUGGAUGACCUACUUGAAGGCGAUGGAGCCCAUGAGUACCACGGUUUUGAGAAACAACCCCGUCCACCGACACCUCCGAAGGACAUCAACGAUGAGGACGUGAAACCCUCCGCUUUCAGCUUGGCUCAUGGCUCACAUACAACUUCGCCAUCCCAUCCCGAAGCUCUGCACUCUAUUUUGAAACGUGGAGGGUCUCAAUACGGCGAACCAUGGUUUGACUUCAAGACGAUUGAUCCUAGAAAAAACUAUUCCGUAGAGAAUCGGGAGCAAACGCUAAUAGGGGCUCUGCCCGGCAAGAGCUGGAUUAUGCUGGCGGUGGCUCAUCUGGAAAAUUGGGAUAAUUGA
Molecule: messenger RNA, 484 nt
Organism: Strongylus vulgaris
Lineage: Eukaryota; Metazoa; Nematoda; Chromadorea; Rhabditida; Strongylidae
Source: the annotation of a GenBank genome assembly